CCAGCAAAAGAGAAACUGUGGGACAAACCCUCCUGCAGAAAGCCCAGCUCGGUGAGCCCAAAAGCUCCUCUGCAGCCCGGCAGCAGAGCCCUCCAGCACCCCGGGAGAGUCCCAGUUUGUUUCCGGAUGCCUCAGACCCUCAGGAUGGCAAGAGUGACACAGAGUCUAUGGAAAACAUGAGACUGGAUAGCUACAGACCUAGUCCUGGUGGCGUGGGGGGCAGGAGUAACUCCCUGGAGAGAGCUGCUCCUCUCAGGGAUGUUAAACAGGUUGCUGCACCGGCAGGACCCGCUGCCUCCAGCCUGACCCUCCCUCUCCGCUCCAAAAACACGUUCUCCAAUGGACGGGAUGCUGCCGUGGGGAGCCGCAGCAGUGCCUUGGCAGACGAGCAUGAAGCAAUAUUCAAGAAGAAUCCCCGGCGGGUGGUGAGGCCUGCGGACUACACCAAGUCGGUGAUCGAUCUGCGCCCAGAGGACUUCGUGGGGGAAGGCGGCUCUUUGGGAGACAGGAGCAAGUCGGUCCCUGGCCUCAACACGGAGCUGGAGGAGGAGGAGGAGGACAUAGAUAACCUGGUGGAGAUCCAUCGCCAGCGGGUGGCCCGGGGCAGCAUGCGCAGUGGCACCUCCUCAAGCACACUGGGGAGCAUGGUCAGCAUUUACAGCGAGGCCGGCGACUUCGGCAACGUCGCCGUCACUGGGGGCAUCUCCUUCUCACUGAGCUACGAGCAGAAGAUGCAGACUUUGUUCAUUCACGUGAAGGAGUGUCGCCAGCUGGCCUACGGGGAUGAGGGCAAGAAGCGCUCCAACCCGUAUGUGAAGACCUACCUCCUGCCCGACAAAUCCCGGCAAGGGAAACGCAAGACGACGAUCAAACGCAACACUAUCAACCCCCUGUACAACGAGCUGCUGAAGUACGAGAUUAACAAGUCCCUCCUGCUCGCGAGGACGCUGCAGUUCUCGGUCUGGCACCACGAUCGCUUUGGCCGCAACACGUUCCUGGGGGAGGUGGAGGUCCCGCUGGAUGCCUGGAACUUCGAGAGCCAGCUGGAGGAGUUUCUGCCCCUGCACAGCAAGACUGGGAUGGAAUCUGCUGGUCACCAGUACAAGGGGGAGCUGGUUGUCUCCAUGAAAUACAUCCCAUCUUCCAAGCACCCUGGGGCUGGGAAUGGCAGGAAGGGCAAAACGGGGGAAGGUGGUGAGCUUCAGGUCUGGAUCAAAGAAGCCAAGAACCUCACAGCUGCCAAAUCUGGGGGUACCUCAGACAGCUUUGUCAAGGGCUACCUCCUGCCACACAAAACCAAAGCCUCCAAGAGGAAGACGCCUGUGGUGAAGAAGACCCUGAACCCUCACUACAACCACACCUUUGUCUACAACGUUAUCAACCCCGAGGACCUGCAGCACAUCUGCCUCGAGCUGACGGUCUGGGACCGGGAGCCACUGUCCAGCAACGACUUCCUUGGGGGUGUCCGUCUGGGGGUGGGCAAUGGCAUGAGCAACGGGCAGGCUGUGGACUGGAUGGACUCCACAGGUGAGGAGCUGAACCUGUGGCAGAAGAUGUGCCAGUACCCGGGCUCGUGGGCGGAGGGGACACUCCAGCUCCGUUCCACCAUGGCCAAGCUGAGGCCAUAGGCUGUGGCACCGGCACCAGGACUUGGUUGAGGGCUGGCACUGCUGCUCAGGAGCCACAGUCACUACACAGCCUGCCAGGGCUGCCAAUGGGGGUUGGUUGGGGUGGCUUUUUUUCUUAUACUUUAAUAAACAUGACCUUCUCUAAA
Molecule: messenger RNA, 1774 nt
Organism: Eurypyga helias (sunbittern)
Lineage: Eukaryota; Metazoa; Chordata; Aves; Eurypygiformes; Eurypygidae
Gene: SYTL4
Product: synaptotagmin-like 4
Exons: 13
Biological process (GO): exocytosis
Cellular component (GO): plasma membrane; exocytic vesicle
Molecular function (GO): neurexin family protein binding; phospholipid binding
Source: RefSeq, a predicted model, not a curated record